Cuscuta epithymum is the source of this 1822-nucleotide messenger RNA. The record is from the annotation of a GenBank genome assembly. NCBI's taxonomy places the organism in Eukaryota, Viridiplantae, Streptophyta, Magnoliopsida, Solanales, Convolvulaceae.
AAACGAUUGGAUACCGAUAUCCGGCCCAUUCGUUAAUAAGGCCUGGUUUACCCAUACUUUGGUCUUUGGUUGAACCGUCUAACCGUCUUCCAGGAACUCUGAGACCGCGAGUCUGCCACAUCCCUUGUUCUUCUACUUGAUAGUUCUAGAUACUUCUCGAUCCCGAAAUUCCUCGGCUCUUGCCCACAUUAGCGUAAUCAUCAUUUGUUGUAUUCUAUCAUUCGCUUGUGAAAGCUCAAACAGUGAUUAGGAGUGUUUUCUGACUUUACAGCUAAAGAGUAAUGGCAAAAGAGGGACCUAACUGGGAUGGUUUGCUCAAGUGGAGCAUCUCCCAUGCCGACGGCACUCGUCCGGCUCGUAAUUUAAGUGAGGAGGACAGGAAAUGGUUUAUGGAGGCCAUGCAAGCUCAAAGUGUUGACAUUCCAAAGCGAAUGAGAGAGAUUUCUCUUGUAAUGCAAACCCCUGAGCAUGUGCUAGAAUCACAAGGGAUCAGUCCUCAGGAUAUUGAAGGUUUGUUGGAUGAGCUGCAAGAGCAUGUUGAGUCUAUUGACAUGGCUAAUGAUCUCCAUUCAGUUGGCGGGUUGGUGCCUCUCCUGGGUUACUUGAGGAACUCACAUGCUAAUAUCAGAGCUAAGGCUGCAGAAGUUGUGAGUACAGUUGUUCAGAACAACCCCAGGAGCCAGCAAUUGGUGAUGGAAGCCAGUGGCUUGGAACCCCUCCUCUCAAAUUUCACAUCAGAUGAUGAUGUUACUGCUCGCACAAUGGCUUUGAGUGCCAUCUCAUCUCUUAUCAGGCACAAUAAAGCCGGGGUUACUGCAUUCCGCCUUGCAAAUGGUUAUGCAGCUCUGAGAGAUGCUUUUGGAUCCGAGAGUGUGAGGUUUCAAAGGAAAGCACUGAACUUGUUUCAUUACUUGCUGAAAGAGAACCAUUCAGACUGCUCUGUUGUGAGUGGGCUUGGAAUCCCCCGAAUACUGAUGCAUCUUGCCUCCAGUGAGGACGGGGAGGUGAGAGAGGGUGCACUUCGAGGGCUGCUUGAGAUAGCACAAGACACCAGAGGACAAACAAAUGAUGAUGGUUCCUCUGGAGUGGACGACGAGAAACUCAAACAAUUACUACAAGAGAGGAUUGAUGGUAUCAGCAGGAUGUCCCCAGAAGAUCUUGGUGCUGCGAGAGAGGAAACACACCUUGUUGAUUCCCUUUGGAAUGCCUGCUAUAAUGAGCCGUCUCCCCUCCGAGAGAAGGGGCUGCUUGUUCUCCACGGAGAUGACCAACCACCGGACGUUGCCAGUAAGCUUUUUGAACCACCACUUAGGGCUUGGGCAGCAAAUAGGAAUACUGUUGAUACAAAGGCUAGCGUAAAAAAAGAGACUCCAUUACUGCUUGGACCGGGCCAUCUACCAAAUGAUGCUUCCAUCCAAAGUUUUCCGAGUGGAUCCACGGCAACGGAAGAAAAUAUAAAUCCUUCGUCUUGAAGACUAUAGUGUGUGAUAUUUUCCGAGGCUCGAGACUGAAAAUGUUAAACCUAUUCACAUAAUAUCACCCGUUUCUUCUAAGUAGUUGUAUUCUGUUUUUUGGAUCAUGAGUGUAACAGGCAGCUUUCACUUUUAUCAGAAUGACAUUGUUUAAUCAGUUGUGCAUACGGUACUAAUUGGACCCAGUCCCAAAUCUGUGGAACUUCAACAGAAAUGUGGGGUACCAAUCCGGUUUCUGCCUGAGUCUGUUCCAGUUCUUGGUCUUGUUUAUUGCAGUUUGAGCCAUAUUUUAUUGAAAAGUGUUUUCUGCCAGAACCCGUCAGCAUAUAUGGUCUACAGUUGAUUCUUCU